AUGAAGUUCGUCGCCUUCGCAAUCACCGCCAUCGUCGCCAUGGCCAACGUUGUCGCCGGCGCCGACACGAUGCCGGCCGUCAUGCCGCCGACCAAGGCGCUCGAGGUGGCCCAGAGCGCCUCUGCACCUAGCGGCGUCGAGUUCACGGGCUCCGUCGAGAGCAUCGAGCAGCCUGCCGGUGCCCAAGAAACCAUCAACGCGCUGCAGACCGCGCACGACGCAGCCAACGACGACAAGAAGGAGCACUUCGGCUGGGGAGCCGGCUACGGGUGGGGCCUCGGCGGCGGAUGGGGCAACUGGGGAGGCUGGGGCGGCUACGGACCCUACCGCUUCGGCUUCCGCUGCGGCGGCGUCCCCGGAUGGGCCUAUCCUCUUCACUACUGGACGCUUUUCGCAACUGAGGUUUUAAUCAAGAGCUGCAGACUUGGCGUUCCCCUCGGGGGACUCUUCUUUUGCUGA
Molecule: messenger RNA, 459 nt
Organism: Phytophthora sojae
Lineage: Eukaryota; Oomycota; Peronosporomycetes; Peronosporales; Peronosporaceae
Exons: 1
Coding region: 1-459 (152 amino acids)
Source: RefSeq, a predicted model, not a curated record